AUGGUACAGCGACUCACAGGGACCUAUGGUAGUGACUCACAGGGACCUAUAGUAGUGACUCACAGGGACCUAUGGUACAGCGGCUCACAGGGACCUAUGGUACAGGGACCUAUGGUACAGCGACUCACAGGGACCUAUGGUACAGCGGCUCACAGGGACCUAUGGUACAGCGACUCACAGGGACCUAUGUGCCUCACAGGGACCUAUGGUAGUGACUCACAGGGACCCGUCCCUGAGCUCAGUGGUUUCCUCCUGUUGCCUCACUCUGCCUCAGACGCCGAGCGAACCAUGGACACCUGGGAGGACGACCUGCAGUACCUGCUCGACCACUUUAACCAAUCAGAUUACGGCACUGACCCCACGUACCUGUCCAAGGGCCCCGUCCAGCUCUGCUCCAAGACGGACGUCAACACCUUUGGCUCCGCCUUCGUCCCGGCGUUCUACCUGGCCACCUUCGUCCUGGGUUGCCUUGGAAACGGCCUGGUGCUGGUCACCAUCGUUGCGUACGAGAAGCUGCAGAGCGUCACCAACGUCUUCCUCCUGAACCUGGUGAUGUCAAACCUGAUCUUCGCGGCGUCGCUGCCGUUCUGGGCGGCGUACCACCGGUGGGAGUGGCUUUUCGGGCGCUUCAUGUGCAAAGCCGUGAGCAGCGCGUACAUGAUCGGCUACAACAGCUCCAUCCUCUUCCUCACGCUCAUCACCUUCGACCGUUACCUCGCCGUGGUCCACGCCGUCGCCGCCGCAAAGAGCCGCAAGAAGCUGUACGCCGUCUUCGCUUCUGUGGUCGUCUGGGCCGUUAGCAUAGCGGCUAGCAUCAAGGACAUCCUGUUGCGCGACGUCCAAAAGAACCCCCAGUCCGGCCUUCUCUGCGAGGACACUGGAUACUCCAAGGACAUCAUGAACCGCUGGCGUUUCGUUAGCACCUGUGUCCAGUUUUCUCUCUUCUUCAUGGUUCCGCUGUGUCUGGUCAUGUUCUGCUAUGCUAGCAUAACCGCGCGCAUCCUCGCCACGCAGCUCAAAGAGAAGUGUCGCACGAUCAAGCUCAUUUUCGUCAUAAUCUUUACAUUCUUUGUCUUUUGGACGCCGUACAAUAUCGUCUGCCUUCUGCGGGUGCUAAAGCUAAAGCAGGAUGGAGCGGCGGCGGGUGCUAGCGUGUGCGAGGAUUCCGAGAGCCUGGAUUACGCGCUCUACGUGACGCGGAACUUGGCGUACCUGUACUGCGGCGUCAGCCCGGUCUUCUACACCUUCGUGGGGAAGAAGUUCCAGAGCCAUUUCCGCAGACUUCUGGGGAAAUACGUGCCGUGUCUGAAACGCAGAAUGAGUUUGAGUAGCCACAGCAGCGUUAGCAUCGGCGGCAGCACCAAGACCACGUCACAGAGAACCCACAACGCCAUCCAAGCUAGCGCCUUUAGCAUCGUUUAG
This is a messenger RNA of Knipowitschia caucasica, 1422 nucleotides long. The record is from the annotation of a GenBank genome assembly. Lineage: Eukaryota; Metazoa; Chordata; Actinopteri; Gobiiformes; Gobiidae.